AUGGUAGGAGCAUUAGAACGUGAACAAACCAUUAAGAAAUUGAAAUCCUUUCGUUUGAAAAAGAUGUUCGAAAUUCCAGGAAGACAUGUCAUUGACAAUGGAAAUGAUGGAGGGUGUGUUGUUGAUGAAAAGGUACAAUCAAGAAAUCGUACGCCUAAGCAGGUGGGUGAAUGUAUUCUUGAUGGCCAACAGAUAGGAAGUCCUCUUAAUCUUUCCCGUUCUGAUAUCGCUGGAGCUAAAAUACCGAGUCCUCGACAAAAGGGUCCCUCAGAAUUGGAGUUGAUGAAGGAAAGGUUUGCUAAGUUGCUUUUGGGUGAAGAUAUGUCAGGUGGUGGAAAAGGUGUUUCCUCCGCCUUGGCUUUGUCCAAUGCAAUCACAAACCUAGCUGCAUUUAUUUUUGGAGAACAAAAGAGAUUAGAACCUAUGAACCCAGAGAGGAAAACAAGGUGGAGGAAAGAAAUUGAUUGGCUUCUAUCCGUAACUGAUCACAUUGUUGAAUUUGUUCCUUCACAACAGUCCAAGGAUGGAAUCAAUACGGAGGUAAACAAGUCUAAGCAUAUUUACUUAUCCUUGACUCUGAUCAAACAUAAUUAG
Hevea brasiliensis (rubber tree) is the source of this 594-nucleotide messenger RNA. Its product is annotated as rho guanine nucleotide exchange factor 8. Gene Ontology annotation, molecular function: guanyl-nucleotide exchange factor activity. NCBI's taxonomy places the organism in Eukaryota, Viridiplantae, Streptophyta, Magnoliopsida, Malpighiales, Euphorbiaceae. The record is from RefSeq and is a predicted model, not a curated record. The transcript is spliced from 3 exons. Bases 1 to 594 code for a protein of 197 amino acids.